AGAGAGGCGUGCUGACAGAGACCACUUGUACACAACCGUGCCAGUAGACAGGGAGUCUUUGAGGGCUUGUGGAGCGGACCAGACCCGCAUAUCAAUCAGCGACUGGCUGAGUCCAAGCAGCGGAUAUCUGAAAGGGAGCAAGAGGGUGAUGGCCGUGUUUGAAGAAGGUAGGAAAAAGCAAACUAUAACAUAACCACAAAAAACUGCUUCUGUCUUUGUCCAGCCACGUGUGCGCACAAGAAGGCGCAAGGAGGUGCGGGGAUUGCGCAUAUGUGCCAGACGCAGUCGAGUACGCGGCGCACCGUGGAAAUAUUCAGACUGCUUCUCCCCAACUGACGACUUCCAUCCAUCGCUCGACAAUAUGCACGCCGGAGUCUGGCUUUCGGUGGUGUCUGCCGUGUUUUUUUUCACCGGGCUGCAGUGGACCGCGGCGGCGGGAAUGGAUGCCUCCACGGUCGGCCCCGGCGGCGGCGGCGAAAACGCGGGGAAAAGAGACUUAAAUCAGACGAUAAACUCGCGACUGAAGAGGAAAACGCUGGCGGUGGAUUUCGCUGUGCCCUCUCUGUUGCGUUAUUACCUGGCGGAGUUGGUGAAGAGACCCCUCAAUGGAGACUGCCAGACUUUUGGAGGCUGCUACACAGUUAGUGCAAACUUAAAGAUGCACUGCAUCCCCUUGCAGAAAACCUUAUCUACUUUUGUCGAGCAGAGGGCUGCAGGAUCCGCCGCCAGGAACGCGUCCGGCGACGGACAGCUCCCUUUCUUUUCCAAGCGGCCGCUGUCCAAAGUUCUGAAAUUGGGUCUGACCAAAGCCAGCCGCAAGUCGAAUCAAGUGGUGGUGGAAAUAGGAGAGGAUUUCGUCAGGACGGGCUGCGGGGGGCUGUCGGUGUACGAGGAGGCCCCCGUGUUGACCCUGGAAGUGGACCUCACGACUAUUAUGGAGUGGUGGCUCGGCGCGGACGGGGGCCGACUGAGGGUCCGGCUCAUGCCGGAGAAACGGGCGCAGGUGCCCGGCGUCGAGGACCGCUACACUGCGGCCAUACGCGCGGCUGACCCCCGCCUCUUUCUACAGAUUUUCUCCCAGGGUGAGACUUUGGCUGGUAGGACUGGCAUUCCUCAGGGGUUCUGGAGCUUUUCCUGGGUAGCUGAGGAUGACCUGAGCUUUCCCAACAACUUGAUGCCCAUCUCAGGUCCGCCAUGUGACAGAAGCAGAUCAUGUGACCAGAAUUUUGAUGGUGUCCCAGAGUUUACAUGGAGCAUAGUGGCGACAGGGGACACACUGGAGGAACGCGACAGAAAGAUGGAAAAGAAGGCAGGAAGUCCCCAAGGGUGGGAGGAAGGUCAGUUUCUGUGGGUGAAUGGUUCCUCCUUUGGGGGUCCCUGGGUGCUGAGUCCAUGGCUGUGGAGUGGCCCUGUUCCCUGUAGCUUGGACAUGGCCUUGUAUCUGCACCCCAAGCAAAGUGGACAAUAUAACAUAUGGCUUAUUGAGCGGGAUAAGCCUCAACUUUCUCUCUUCUCCACCGACACAUUGCCUCGUAUUACAGGCUGGGCGGUUGCUCACCUCACACUGGGGACGCAGGGGGGAUCACCUUUCCGGAUCUCAGCCAGCUACAACCAGCGAGUCCUGGGUGAAACAGCCAUGAUUGAGCCCAACUUUACCACCAACUGCACCAUGGCUUCCUCACCGGGGUCUUUCAUCACACUUAAGGGUCAGUACCACUGUCACCAAGGACCUGGGAUCCCAUUGGGCAAACUGUGUGACUUCAAUACAGACUGUCCGCUUGGGGAUGACGAGGGCGAGCGAUGCCGCCACUUCCUCAAUGGCAGCUACUGCUCUUUUGAAGAGGGCGAGUGCGGUUGGCAGUCAAUAAUGGGCCACAGUAUCUCUUGGAGAAGACUGCAGUCUCCAGCCAAGACUACAAGACAGAGCUGCCCAUCCUCAGGUGCAACACUCAGUGUGGAAGGGAAAGGCCAAGGUCGCUCAGCAUCCCUAAGGAGUCCUCUCUUUCCGCCGCCAUUAAGAAACUCUCCAUGCACGGUACGUUUCUGGGUGUGUUCUGGUGGCUUAAAGAAGGUCUCGCUGUCUUUGUGGCUGUUGGAGAACAGCACAGGCCCUGAGGAGCAGCGCCAACUGUGGCACCUAGACAGUCAACCCCUUUCUGAGCGGGGCUGGAAACUCUUUACGGUUCCACUUUACGGGCUGGCAGACUGGUUCUGGCUACUGUUCAGCACUGAAGAUGGACCUGGACCUGGUUCAUCCAUCUCUCUUGACAACAUCUCUUUCAGUAUGAACUGCUUCCUGGCUUCAAAUGGAGAAUUUCCACCGGUGGCCAGCAGCACAACAAGGUUGGCCCUUGGACCACCAUUCACUACCACGCCUCCAUCCAUCGGGAUCCCACUGAUGAACUCCCACACCACUGAUUACUCCAAAAAAUGGAUUUUUCACACCUGUGGGGCUGCAGGACCUGAUGGUCCAACUCCCACCCAGUGCUCGAACUCCUACAGGAUCAGCAAGGUCAAUGUGACAGUGGGCACCCGGGGGCCUCUCAAAGGCAUUCAAAUGUGGCCCGUUCCUGAAACUGGAACCUACAGGAUCACAGCCUACGGUGCAGCUGGAGGACGUAGUGUUAUGGCCAUCAGCAGGUCACAUGGCACCUACAUGAGCGGCGACUUUCUGCUGAGAAAAGGAGAGCUGAUCUACAUCCUAGUUGGACAAAAAGGAGAGGAUGCCUGCCCCAAUUCCAAAGCCACGCUGAAUAAGAUCUGCCUGGAACAAAGCAGCCCGAUUUUAAAUAAAAGUCAAGUUAAGGGUGGAGGCGGAGGCGGGGGCGGGGCUACAUAUGUGUUUAAGGUGGACAACGGCCUCCACGUACCCCUCAUCAUUGCUGCUGGUGGAGGCGGCCGAGGUUACAGCAGCCGAUCAGAGAGCCAGCUGGAACAGAUGGACUAUGAGCUCAGUCAACCGGGUCGCAAUGGGAAGUCACAUGCUGCAGGUGGAGGUGGAGGAUGGAAUUACGGCACUCCUGUCAGUCAGGGUGGCAGACCUCUGCUGCUGGGAGGGCAGGGAGGACAGGCCUGUCAAAAAUUCUGGCAGACACGAGGCGGCUUUGGAGGGGGUGGCGGUGGAUGUAUGGCAGGAGGUGGUGGUGGAGGCUACAGAGGCGGUAACACCUCAUUAAACGACAACCCUAAACAUGACGGUGAUGAUGGUACUUCCCUCUUCGGUCCAGCAGGAGAGCCCUACCUGUACCCUCUCAAAGCAAUGGAGAGCGACGGAGAGGUGGUCAUCAGUCCAGUGCGGAACUGCAGUCACUGCCAGAGUCGCGAAUGCCACGAGAUAAAGGGAGACAUCGUCUGCUACUGUGACGAUGACCUCAUCCUGGCACCAGAUGGCGUGUCCUGCAUCAACUCUACAGAGGUGUUCCUCCUGCCUUCCCAGCCGUCUGUGUCCCACUUGGCUCUGGGUCUUUCUGUCGGCACCUCAGCCCUUAUCGCCGCCCUGCUGCUGGCCGUGUCUGGAGUCAUGAUAAUGUACAGGCGUAAACACACAGAGCUGCAGUCCAUACAGUUGGAGCUACAAAGUCCAGAUUGCAAGCUCAGUAAACUGCGGGCCUCCACCAUCAUGACCGACUACAAUCCAAACUACUGCUUCGCUGGUAAGACGGCCUCAGUCAAUGACCUGAAGGAAGUGCCAAGACGCAACAUUUCCCUUACCAGGGGUCUGGGUCAUGGUGCGUUCGGUGAAGUGUAUGAAGGUCUGGCUGUCGGGAUACCAGGAGAACCAAGUCCACUUCAUGUGGCAGUAAAGACUCUUCCCGAGGUUUGCUCAGAACAAGAUGAAUUGGACUUUCUUAUGGAGGCUCUAAUCAUCAGUAAGUUCAGCCACCAGAACAUUGUACGCUGUGUGGGGGUCAGCUUGCACGCUAUGCCCAGGUUCAUACUGCUAGAGCUGAUGACUGGAGGAGACCUGAAGAGCUUCCUGAGGGAGAUGAGACCUCGACUGGAUCAGCCUUCCAGCCUGUCCAUGGUUGACCUCCUGAAUGUAGCGAGAGACAUCGCUAAAGGCUGCCAGUAUCUGGAAGAGAACCAAUUUAUCCACAGAGACAUUGCGGCUCGUAAUUGCCUGUUGACGUGCAAAGGAGAAGGCCGCGUGGCCAAGAUUGGGGAUUUUGGGAUGGCUCGCGACAUUUACAGGGCAAGCUAUUACAGGAAAGGUGGCCGUGCCAUGUUGCCAGUAAAGUGGAUGCCACCUGAAGCCUUCAUGGAGGGCAUCUUCACAUCAAAAACAGACACAUGGUCCUUUGGGGUUCUGCUGUGGGAGAUCUUCUCGCUGGGCUACAUGCCUUAUCCAAGUCGCAGUAACCAAGAAGUGCUGGACUUUGUGACUAACGGUGGGAGAAUGGACCCACCCAAAAACUGCCCUGGGCCUGUGUAUCGUAUAAUGACUCAAAGUUGGCAGCAUCAACCUGAGGACAGACCCAACUUUUCAACUAUCUUGGAGAGAAUCGACUACUGCUUGCAGGACCCGGAUGUGGUGACCAUGACUUUGCCUAUCGAGUACGGGCCCAUCCUGGAGGAGGAGGAGUGUGUACCCGCACACCCUAAUGACCUCUCGGGUGCCACUGUGCUGGUGAAUGCUCAGGUGCCUGACGGGGGUCUCGCCCAGACGGCGCCAUCCUAUGCCGCAGAGGAGCACGCAGCCGGGACAAGCGCAGCGUCCGAGGCCAAGGCAAACACAGCUGCUCCGCCCCAGCUCUACCUCCUCCAGCACCAGCAACCUCACACGCAGACCUCCACCACCAUGACGACCACUGUCACCUCCACAGUCGCCGCCACAGUCACCGCAGCGGGCCCGGAAGGGGGCCACGUCAAUCCGGCUUUCACCCAGAGCCACAUGGCAGAGCCGGAGAACGGCAAGAGCAGCAGUCUUUGGAACCCCACCUACGGCUCUUGGUUCCUGCAGCAGCAACAGAGGAAGCAGCAGCAGAGGCAGGGGGGAAUGGGCGGAAGCAGGGUGCCCGGUGAAGGGCAGGAGCAUGUGGGACGGACUGUGGCCGAGGUCGCCGGGUCUAUGGGUCUGCAGCAUAAGUUCCAACAUCAGCACCAGCUGCAGGUGCUGCACCAGCAGCAGCGGGGUCUCUGCAGACCCCUGUUAGUGCCCUCGCCCCCCGCCGCCCAGUCACCCCUACUUUUAGAUUCAGCUGCUUUGCCGCCGGGUCCCCUCUACAGACUGAGACGUUUCCCUUGCGGGAGCAUCGGUUUCGGCUACCAGGAGCAGAGCGUGGCAGUGGAGGCCAACCCACCGCCGCCAUUUUCCUCCCAACAGGGGGCAUCAGCCACCCAUCACAGAGCCCCCGUCCCCACCUCAGUGUCUCUGGGUCGAUCGGCGCUAUCAGAGGACAGCCGACCCCUCUUGGUCACCAUGGGAACAGUGCAGGACCCCCGCCUGCCCAGAAUGGAGGGGCACAAUGCCACCGUGCUUUAGCCAACUUGCCUGCGCCACUUUUUCACCCCCCAAGACUUUUCACUGUGUCAGGAAGGACGACUUGAGCCCAUCCUAGCAUCUUUUUGGCCCUCAAUCCAUCACCUUUUUACUACAAAUGAACAUUAAAAGCACAUCAGACGGCGAAACAAAUUCAAAAGCUAGUUUUUGAGUGGAAGAAAUGUAUUUUUUCAUCACGGAAGGGGAUGCAUGUGACCUCAGAGGACAGACUUUAUAGCAGAGGUUUCAGUUUUUGUGUGCGCUGACUGAUGGCUGCAGCAGCACUCAGAUGGACAAUAAUUCUGAUUUAAAUGGCUUUAGUUGGCCAACUUCACACUUGAUUCACAAACUCUGAUGACUGCGGAGACCAAUUUAAAAGUUGCUGCUGCCAGCCUCGUAUUUCAUUUCUAUUGCAGGACCCUCACCCUGUUCAUUACCCUCAUCCUUCGCCGGGAGAAAAAAAAAGCUUGGCAGGUAACUUGUACUUUCUAUAUGUUGGAUUUACACACUCAAAAAAAAAAAGUGUUUGUUGAUGUUUGCUUGCCUGCGUGUUUAUUUAUUCUUUCCUUUAUUUAUUAUUUGGCUUUACAAGUUAUCAACAUACAAGCGGAAUUUUUUUUGCAUCACCAGAUUAUUGUUUUUUUGCUGUUUGAAAAGGUUAAAUUUAUGUUAAAAGUUAAAGUACCAAUGAUUUUCUCACACACACUAGGCGUGGGGAAAUGUGUCCUCUGCAUUUGACCCAUCCCCUUGAUCACCCCUUGGGAGGUGAGGGGAGCAGUGGGCAGCAGCGGUGCCGCGCCCGGGUAUCAUUUUUUGUGAUUUAACCUUUCAAUUCCAACCCUUGAUACUGAGUGCCAAGCAGGGAGGUAAGGGGUCCCAUUUUUAUAGUCUUUGGUAUGACUCGGUCGGGGUUUGAACUCACAACCUACUAGGCCACUAAAAAGGGGAGCCGAUGCUAACAAAACUUUACAAAAUGUCCUCCGGCUGCAGGCGAGUUACAUUCCGAUGACGCCGAUGUAAGUCGAGUUUUAGUGUAAGUCAGAAGUUAACUCUGCUUUGUAAGCUGCUUAGUCAUUAAUAAAAAUAAUGAGUGAGUGUAAGGCACACUCACUAGCUCUGUUGAGGUGUUUCAUAAUGGUGCCAUCUGCUGGAUUAAAAAAGUCACCACUUUUUUUUUUUUCAAGUAAACAAUUGUGCAGAAAGGAAUAUGAAACGUGCAAAAUCGGUCCAUUAGCAUUAGCAACAAGGAAAAUAACUUGUACAUUAUUCUGCACUGUAAGAUUAAAAUGAUUCCACAUUUUGCAAUCUUUCCUUUUGAAGUUUUCCUGGCCACGAAUCACCAAACUGUGGAGAAGGGGCAAGGACCCCCAACUACAAUUAUUUGUUUUGGGUUUUUUUUUUCAUGUAUAAUGGUGCUAAAUGUACCUUGUUAUUACGAAAUACUAAGAUAUUCAAAUAGUAUAGUGCCGCUAAUGGCUAUCUAGCAACUAGCGCACUAACUAGUAAUCGGCGGCCAGUACACUAAUCGCUGGCAGCCAACUAACACGCUAAUCGCUAGCUGGCAGAUAGCACGCUGAUCAGCAGCUGUUAAUCAAGGCAUUAUUUAGUAGCUGCCAAUUAGCAUGCUCAUCAUUAGCAUCAAACUAGCGCUCUAAUUGCUAGCUGGCAACCAAAGCCUUAAAGUACCAGUAGAGUGGAAAAACAAGUUACCUCUAUAUUAAAGCGAUUAUCAUAUAUGUCUGAUUUAUGACACCCAAAGUCUUAUAAAGUCUGCGAGUAAAUAGAUAUGAUCAAAAUAGUAUCAAUCCAACAGAGAUUUCCAAGCCAUUUUGAGAGAUAAUGAGCUAGCCAGACACGUGAGCUCUUGAUGUAGUGGUAGGAACACAGAUCCCUUCCCCACCAACAACAAUGUGAGAGCCAACAUUGAUUACUUUGGGAAAAAUUAUAAUCCAGAACCAUAUAUUUUUGAUCCUGAAUAUAAGGAGGAUGAUCUACAAGUUUUAGAAGCUCUGCUGAACAAAUCCAGCUUUAGUGAAACACUAAGCCUCAUGUAGAAAUAUUGCUAGAUGCUAAACGACAAAUAUAAUAAAACGAUAGUUUACUGUACAAUGUCUGCUCUUUUUUUGAUGGUGACUAAUAGGAUGUCCAAAUCUUCCCGUUUAGAUGAAUAAUUAAUCAUGAUGCACACGAAGGGUUAACAAGGAAAAUCCAGAUGAGAGGCAUGAUUUUUAAUCGAGAAUAACUUUGAUGAGCCGAGACCGGAUGAUGCCGGCUCACAGUAAAGCGGCAGAAGGCUACUUAGCUGUUUGUUAUUAAUGUGCCACAAAAGAGUAUAAAGAGUAUCGGUGGCGGGGUUUGGAUGGUUAAUUUGUAAGUUUUGUGGGCGAAAUAGAGAGUCCCCAUUGACUUCAUUGUUAGCAGACUUUUGAUGUAUUUAUUCAUUUACGACUUAGAAUGCAUAAAAAAAGAAAAACGUGUUUAUGUCUUAUAUAGGGAUUGUGAAUGGUAGACAGCACAUUUAAUUGUUGCACAUUUCCAGUAUGGCUGAUCUGAUACUAUGGUCAGAGUGCAGAAAUUUAACUCCAGCGACGUCAAUCUCCGGAAAUAGGCGAAAAAGUUCACAACAGAAUAUUCUAAAUGGCUAACUGAAUUUGUGGCAUUUUGUGACGUUUAGACAGUAUUUACAAAUACUUAGCGAAUUGUAAAUACAAUUGGAUAUGGUUUAAUGGAUACAAUUAAACAUAAUUAAGCAUAUAAAGUCAACCUGUUUUUACACUCUACUAUUAAACAUAAUUAAGCAUAUAAAGUCAACCUGUUUUUACACUCUACUGGUACUUAAAUCGCUCGCUGCCAACUACCACGCUAUAUGCUAGCUGGCAACUAGCACACUGAUUGCCAUCUGGUAACUAGCACUGCUAAUUGCUAGCUGCCAACAGGCACACUAAUCGCUAGAUAUCUUAAAUGCUAAGAUGAAUAUAAUGUAAUUAUUUAUUCAUGUUUUUAUUUCAAACCUGCAAGGUGCAGUAGGCAGGGUGGUUAUGUCACUGCCAUUAAUAAACUACAUUACAGCCGGUUAGAUCAAUGUUCAUGUCUAUUUAAACACAUUUACAUUUGAAAAAACAAUGUGGGGGAAUUUAAAAAAAAAUUGGAUAAAAGUCCAAUCAACCAAAAAUGUCACAACUUUCCUGCAGUACCUCUGUGGACCCGCACAGCUCCCUUGUUGAAGGUCUGUAAUUUUGAUCCAUGAUGGUGAAUGUCAGGUUCAAACACUGAUGACAUCUAUUAAACAGGACAAGAAGCAAAGAAUCAAACAGAGACGGAAUUAAAUUUGGCUCAAUUUGAGGAGAAACGUCUGGUCUGUACUCUUGUAGUCUCCAGUAUGCUCUGGCAAAAAAUUGCACGCCUCUUCCUUUAUUUGGACUUUCUCUGACCACAUGGCAACAGCUGCUUCUAAGGGAUGAGGGUCGUAAACAGUUAACAGAAAAGGUCAUAAAACAGUUCAAGGAAGCGGUGCCUGGAGGGGAGUCUGGUCCUGCUUCCUCUUUGCUUUUGUAGUUCUUGGGUGAAGACAAUAUCUUUCUGUUGACUACAAUACAUGAAAGAAACAGAACACCUUCAUUUUGCUUCCCCCCCUUACAGUGGAUUUUGUACAAGCCUUCUUCUUAGAAGGUUCAAAGACAGCUUCUAGUCUUAUCACCGGGAAUUCAUUUCAACACAAAGUUUUUGUGAUAACUUGGAUAAAAUUAUUCUAACAGUGACGAAUACAUUCUUUCAAUACGAGCCUUUUCGCGUGAGCCGGAAGAAGCGCUGCCAUUUCAUUUUGCUUUUUGCACAGAUAUUAGUCUGGAAAAAAAUUACAACUUUUUUUUAAUUUGUGGGUCAAAUGUAAAUGACAUUUUUUUUAUCCCACAGAUGGCAAAUGAGCAUUAUGAAACACCAACACAGCAUCAGCGCAGUCGAUACAGGUAGUGAUUGUGCCAUGCACUCACUGAGGCGUCAUUUACUCGUCACUAAUAAAAACCGUAGAAGGUCCUUUCGCAUUUCCAUUCUUGAUGACAGGUGUGGCGUCUGAGCAACUCAGCAUUGUGCACUAAUUUUCUUUUCCCUUUUCUUUGGUGCACUGCCAUCAGAAAGGUGGGCACCAUAAAAAGGAAAAAGUGACCUAAAAAAAAGCGAGAGUGGCGUCCUUCCUAAAGCGCCACUAUUUUCUUUUAGUAGGACAUUACUCAUUUAUAUGAAACCAGUGAACUGAACGCAAGGACGGCCUGUAAACAUUAAAAUGUAGGGAAUUCUAUGCAUCCUUUAUUGUGCCCUUUGAUGGUGGAUGCAAGAAGAAAGCGCUGAUGCAAGUAAAGCAGAGAUUAUUUUAAAGGCACCGUCAGCAACAACUGCUUUGUCGAACACAAACAAGUGGUGUAAAAUCCGUCCACAAGCUCAGAUCUCCCUUUUAAAGAGCUGAUUAAAACCAUUCCUUCAUUAUGCCUUUUAUAGUGGAAAAUAUUGUUGUUGGGUUUUUGUGUGUGUGUGUGAUUAUACAACAGUGAAUAUUGCUGACUCAAUGUUAACCUUAAAACUUGCCAUUGAAAGCACUCCGUUUACAUAGUUCUCUGUUCUAUUACUGAAUGAAUGUUGUGGAAUACAAUUGAGUGUCCAUGCUCGUAUUAUUCAAUAGAAAAUGCUCCUCAUGUGAAUAAAAAAAUCUGAGUGUAUUUCCGUUCAUUUUCCACCCACAUCCGUCUCCUAGCAGUCAACACCUUUAUUUCACACUUCUUCUUACCUUUCCUGAUGACAAAAAAAAACUUCUAAGGUGAUGCGGGAGGAGCACAACAAUAGUCAGGCAACAUCGGUGGUGUAACACCAGUGAAAUUUCCCUUACUUUUCCCGGAAAAUGUCAUUCUUUUCACAUGCAGAUGUGGACAGGUAUGAUCUGUCUGGACUUUCCUUUUCCAUCACGUGUAGAAUAUAAGAAUAGUUAACGUUUCAGUGUGGCGCUGUGGCGACCGAUGAAGACAAAAUGCAUUCUUGUUGCUUAGUUUACUGUACAUGUAUGGCUUAUAAAUUAUAUCACGUUGUGUUCUCUUUGCAGAUCAUAAUGUGUAAAGACAGCCUGAACUGCACCUGUAAAUGAUGUAAUUAUAGAGUAUUGUUCUAUGGCUCGGGUAAAUGCUGUACAUUGCCCUUGGGAUUGGCCAAAAUGAAUAAAUUACUAUAUAAUA
This is a messenger RNA of Nerophis ophidion (straightnose pipefish), 10695 nucleotides long. It is a transcript of the gene alk, whose product is annotated as ALK receptor tyrosine kinase. The record is from RefSeq and is a predicted model, not a curated record. Gene Ontology annotation, cellular component: signaling receptor complex; membrane. The transcript has 29 exons. Gene Ontology annotation, biological process: regulation of cell population proliferation; regulation of neuron differentiation; multicellular organism development. Gene Ontology annotation, molecular function: transmembrane receptor protein tyrosine kinase activity; ATP binding; protein binding. Bases 362 to 5482 code for a protein of 1706 amino acids. NCBI's taxonomy places the organism in Eukaryota, Metazoa, Chordata, Actinopteri, Syngnathiformes, Syngnathidae.